Arabidopsis arenosa is the source of this 1311-nucleotide messenger RNA. NCBI's taxonomy places the organism in Eukaryota, Viridiplantae, Streptophyta, Magnoliopsida, Brassicales, Brassicaceae. The record is from the annotation of a GenBank genome assembly.
CACGAAACACCUUGACUUUUCUUUUGUUAAGCGCUCCAAGUUUCUUAGGGAUUAAGAAAAAAGGGUGUGAAACAUAAUCGGAGAAGUAUGGAUCUCAAGACACUGAAUCAAUUUUCGCCGAUGACAAAGCUUACCGUUCCGAAACACAAAUUUAAGCAACUCAGGCGAGACGAGUUGAGAUGUUACGAACGAUCAAAACGAAAGUUUUCUCUUCAUGAUGAUGAAGAUCCUUCUUCGAAACGCAGAUGCUUAGAAUACCUGCGUGAGAAAGCAGACGACGUCGUUUUUGUUGAGCCUCUUAGGUUGAAAAGUAGUGAACUGUCAAUACGACAGCGUUCUACUAGUGAUGAAGCUCCUUCUCAGACGGUGAAACACAAAAUCUCAGACGAUGACGAGAUUGCAUACGAUGCCGUUUUCUACAAGCCUUGGUUGGAUAAUUUACGACUAAAACGACAGCGUUUGGGUGAUGAUGAAGAUCCUUCCUCUAAUUCUUCUUCUCCGUCUGAAGAUGAUAUCGCUGCUCUCAUUCUCAUCCAGAUUUCAUGUGAUAAACGGCAACCGCAAACACAAUCUCAAACGCAACCGCAACCGCAACCGCGGCCGCAAUCGCAAACUCAAACAACUCAACCGCAGACGCCGCCGAAGUUUGAUUUGUUCGAGUGUAGUGUCUGUGGAAAAGGGUUUCCUUCGUAUCAAGCUUUAGGUGGUCACAAGGCCAGCCACAGGGUUAAGCAGCCACAACCGCUUAUCGAAAACGCAGGCACAGACGCUGGAGAGAAAACGCGGUCAAAGAUGUUGUCUCCGUCUGGGAAAAUCCACAAGUGUGAUAUAUGUCAUGUUGUGUUUCCCACGGGACAAGCACUAGGUGGACACAAACGCCGUCACUACGAAGGCGUUCUCGGCGGUCACAAACACGGUAAUGACGAGGUUGUUCUCAAGUUAAGUCCCAAUAACAAUGGGAGCGUUGUAACAAAAGUGUUAGAUCCAGGACAGAGUUUAAUGGUAAGUGACAACGUUCUCAGCGGUCACAAUGUGUUGGAUCUAAAGCUGAGCGUAAGUGAAAGUGACGGAGUUCUCGGCAGUGACAAAGGCAGUCAGGACGAGGUUGUUCGUGACGAAGACAAGUGUAGUCCUAGUAAUGGGAGUGUUGUAACAAAUGUGUCGGAUCCAGAGCAGAGCCUGAGGAGAUUGAUCGAUCUUAAUAACCCGCCGUCACCGGAGUUUGAUGCAUCUGGAGGCGGAGACGUGGAGGAAGUUGAAAGUGCAAUGAUAUUAGCAAACAAGCCUUGACAAGAAAAAUGUUUUAUUCAA